Molecule: messenger RNA, 663 nt
Organism: Vigna radiata var. radiata (mung bean)
Lineage: Eukaryota; Viridiplantae; Streptophyta; Magnoliopsida; Fabales; Fabaceae
Product: UPF0496 protein At3g49070-like
Exons: 1
Coding region: 1-663 (220 amino acids)
Source: RefSeq, a predicted model, not a curated record
AUGGACAAUGAUGAUGACUCACAACAAAAGUUGAAGCUUAUCAUUUUUGAGCUCAACUCAUUCAUCUUGAUUAACCCUUUUUCAAAUCUCGAGUAUCAUGACUUCAAGCUCAUCAUUGACGAAAACUCAUCAGUGUUGAAUCGUUUGAAAUCAAUGAGAAAAAGGCUGGAAAGGAACUUCAAGCUAAAGAGAUAUUUGAAGACGUUAAAAUGUUGUGUUACUGUGCUUUGUGACAUGGUUGCUGUAACAACACAUGCUUUAACUUCAGUAGUCACGCCAACAGUUCUGAAAUUUACAUGUAAGAGUCUUGAGAGGGAGCUUCCACACUUGAGGUUUUCAAGAAGGUUUCUUGGUAAUGUUUGUGAGCAGCUUGAUAUGGCAGCUAAGGGAUCUUAUAUAUUAAACAAAGACUUUGAUACAAUGAGUAGAUUUGUGGAUCGGCUUUACGAUGACAUUGAACAUGUAAGGGCAAUGAUGCAGCUCUGUUUGAACAAGAACAUUGAUAAAUUGAUCUCUAUGCAAAUAGUGAAGGAGCUUAGGAAAUGUAAUGUUGGAUUUGGGAAAAAAGUGGAAGAACUCAAAGAGCAUGCGUGCUUGUGCCUUGUGACGAUUAACCGAUCAAGAGAUUGGGUUACUAAGGAAAUGGAAAAAAUGAGUGGGUAA